AUGACCAGCCCCGACGCCGCAAGAGACAAAUUCUAUGAGGACCUACACGCCCUCCUGGCGACUGUGUCGAACGCGGACAAGUUGAUUGUCCUUGGUGACUUCGACGCCCGCGUAGGCACAGACCAUGCUGCCUGGAGAGGUGUGCUGGGUCCCCAUGGUCUCCGCGACUCAAACGACAAUGGCCUGCUGCUCCUUCGCACCUGCGCAGAACAUCUUCUUCUGUCUGCCGGAGCGAGAGAAGGCCACCUGGAGGCAUCCUCGGUCGCGUCAGUGGCACCUGCUGGACUAUGUCCUCGUCCGGAGGCGAGAUCAGCGGGACGUGCUGGUGACGAAGGCGAUCGCGGGUGCUGACGGGUGGACCGACCAUCGCCUCGUCAUCUCGAAGAUGCGUAUUCGCUACAGCCUCGCAGGAGACCCCAAGGUAAGCGACCCCCAGGUAAGCUGAAUGUUGCCUUGUUGUCUUUGCCCGCUCACCAUCUUCGUUUCAGCAAUGAGCUAGCUCAACGGCUAGACGACCUCCCUAUCGCAGCAGUCGACGACGCUGCCUCUGCCGAGAACCCCUCCGUGGAGAACCGCUGGUGUCAACUGCGAGACACGGUCCAGUCGACGGCGCUCACCGUCCUCGGUCGCGCUCCCCGCCAACACCAGAACUGGUUCGACGACAACGACGCCGCCAUCAGAAAUCUGCUUGCAGAGAAGAACCGCCUACACAAAGCAGACGAAGAUCACCCCACAGAGGACAGCAAAGCUGCCUUCUACCGCAGUCGCCGCCAGCUUCAGCAACGACUGCGCGAGAUGCAGGGCGCCUGGACUGCUCGCAAAGAUGAGGAGAUCCAAGGCUACGCGGACCGCAACGAGUGGAAGAACUUAUUCUCCGCGAUCAAAGCCGGCUACGGUCCGCCGACGAAGGGCACUGCUCCUCUCCUCAGCGCCGACGGUAACACUCUCCUGACCGAGAUGACACAAAUUCUACAGAGAUGGGCCGAGCAUUUCCGAGGCGUCCUCAACCGCCCCUCCGCCAUCUCCGACGUCGCCAUCGCCCGUGGGCCGCAAGUGGAGACCAACGUGGACCUCGACCUCCCGCCAUCUCUCCAGGAAACCAUCAGGGCCUUGCAGCAGCUCUCCAGCGGGAAAGUACCCGGAUAG
Messenger RNA from Spirometra erinaceieuropaei, 1146 nucleotides. NCBI's taxonomy places the organism in Eukaryota, Metazoa, Platyhelminthes, Cestoda, Diphyllobothriidea, Diphyllobothriidae. The record is from the annotation of a GenBank genome assembly.